UCGGGCGUCUAUAAGAGGGGCGGGCAGGCAUGGAGCCUCAGAGGAAUCGAGGAAUCGCGGCGCCAGCAGCUGCGAGGCCCCAGAAGCACAACCCGGGAAGAAAAAUGCGUUGUGGACCCCUGUGCCGAUUCCUGUGGCUUUGGCCCUAUCUGUCCUACAUUGAAGCUGUGCCCAUCCGAAAAGUCCAGGAUGACACCAAAACCCUCAUCAAGACGAUUGUCACCAGGAUCAAUGACAUAUCACACACGCAGUCCGUCUCCUCCAAACAGAGGGUCACUGGUUUGGACUUCAUCCCUGGGCUCCCCCCUGUCCUGAGUUUGUCCAAGAUGGAUCAGACAUUGGCGAUCUACCAACAGAUCCUCACCAGUCUGCCUUCCAGAAAUGUGAUCCAAAUAUCUAAUGACCUAGAGAACCUCCGGGACCUUCUCCACCUGCUGGCCUCCUCCAAGAGCUGCCCCUUGCCCCAGGCCAGAGCCCUGGAGACCUUGGAGAACCUGGGCGGCGUCCUGGAAGCCUCUCUCUACUCCACGGAGGUGGUGGCCCUGAGCAGGCUGCAGGGGUCUCUGCAGGACAUGCUGCGGCAGCUGGACCUCAGCCCUGGGUGCUGAAGCCUUGAAAGCCUCUCUUCCCAAAGCUGAGGGAAGAAACCUGAGCUUCCAGGUGUCUGCAGGAGAAGAGAGCCUGUGUGGACAUCCUUUAUGCAGGCCUGCGGGUCAUUUCUCUGUCACUCCUCUAAGCCGCUCUUCUUCCAAAGGCAGAAAACUCCAAGGCAGGAAACCAGAGAUAUAACUACAUGGUUCCAUGCCCACCGACCGGGAAGGAGGGCCCAUCCAGCAAACAGUGGACUAGAUCUGGGAUUUUCACGGAAUUCUUCCUCCCUGUUCCAUCUCCCUCUCACUGCAUGCUUCACCGUGACCUGGGGUGAUUUCAGACCCUUUGGACGAUCAAGCAAGAUUCCCUCUGAAAAUCCGGGGAGCAUCGUAAAGGCUACAGGCACACACAGCUGGAUACUUCCACGCAACACAAGUUGGAAGCAUUUAUUUAUUUAUUAUGCAUUUUAUUCUGGAUGGAUUUGAAGCAAAACGCAAGCUUUUCCAGGCUCUUUGGGGUCAGCCAGGGCUCAGGAUGCUGCUGGGGUGCUGUUUCCAAUCCCAUCAAUGGGCCUGACCAAGGCAAACCCAUUUUGACUGACUUGAGGGUCCUCAAGUUAGUUUUCUAGAGACUGGCUUUGUUUCUA
This is a messenger RNA of Mesoplodon densirostris (Blainville's beaked whale), 1237 nucleotides long. RefSeq names its product leptin (gene LEP). Bases 30 to 608 code for a protein of 192 amino acids. The record is from RefSeq and is a predicted model, not a curated record. Gene Ontology annotation, biological process: tyrosine phosphorylation of STAT protein; lipid metabolic process; positive regulation of receptor signaling pathway via JAK-STAT. The transcript has 3 exons. Lineage: Eukaryota; Metazoa; Chordata; Mammalia; Artiodactyla; Ziphiidae. Gene Ontology annotation, molecular function: peptide hormone receptor binding; hormone activity. Gene Ontology annotation, cellular component: extracellular region.